Saccostrea echinata is the source of this 1305-nucleotide messenger RNA. RefSeq lists its product as uncharacterized. The record is from RefSeq and is a predicted model, not a curated record. NCBI's taxonomy places the organism in Eukaryota, Metazoa, Mollusca, Bivalvia, Ostreida, Ostreidae. Bases 46 to 720 code for a protein of 224 amino acids. Gene Ontology annotation, cellular component: membrane. The transcript is spliced from 4 exons.
UAAAAAUAUGCCUAAAAUAGAGUAAUAAUUUACCUCGCCAUAAUAAUGAACCGAGUGAAAUGUCUUUUAUUGUUUUCUCUUAUUCUUAAUGUGGUUGGACUAAUAUUUUUUGUGAUUGGAUUUUCUACGCAUUUUUGGUUGGAAUCGGACAAAAACUACCGAACUUCCUCGGGAUUUGAAAGCCUGGGCUUAUGGGAAGCUUGCUUCAAAGAUUUUUCUCAUAAGACAAGUUAUAACGGGAAGCUCUAUAAUGGUUGCUGGUGGAUGUUCUCAUACGAGUAUGAACCAAUCAGAGAGUGGCUGAAUCCACCGUGGUUGGUUGCUAUCCAGGUCUUGAUGACGAUUUCCCUCCUCCUUCAGUUAGUGGGAGGGAUCAUGGGCGUGCUGGUGUUCCUAGGGGUGUGUCCCGGAGCUGCCAGUUUCCUCGCACUCUUAUCCAUAGCCAUCAUGAUCCUUGUUUCGGGUGUAAUUUCAGCAGUUUGUUUAAUCUUGUUUGGUGUCAAGUCCGACCAACCGGAAUUGGAAGCAAAAUGGAUAUAUUAUCCAGAAAAGAACUUUUUAUCAUGGUCAUUCGCCAUGGUAGCGGUUUCUGGAUUUCUGUCCUUGUUUGGUUCCAUGUGUGGCUUUGUUGCCGCCAUGACAGCGAGACUAGAGGAUAAAUAUGGCGAACGCCCAUCAUAUGACGGACACAUGCUUCGGUCGCAACCAACUGUUUACUGAAUCCACAAAAAUAGCACCUCCAUAUAAGUGAUGGAUAAAUAAUCUUUUAUACAUUAUACAUGUGUAUAUUUUUUUUCAGUUAAUGAUGUUAAAAGUUUUAUUCGUUUUUUAUAUUGUUGAUUUUUUUUUUAUUUUAUCCUUACGUAAAGGACAAACAUUUAUUUCGAUGCUGAUGCCGUUUUAUAAUGAUAUUUACUAUAAACAGCGAGAACAACGAGUGAAUGUCAGAUCACAUUUUAAUUUUCUUAAAUUUAAGCUCCUUUAACGACUUUACUUUUAAAAAAUUGAAAAAAAAACAAUGUAUGUCAAUAACAAAGUUUCUUUCUUUAAAAUAUGUCAACACAAUGAGUCUACACGUGUAGACUAUAAAACAUAGAGGAUUUUAUGACUGUUAUUGUCCUUUUUGCCAGGUACACGGACCACGUAAUUUCAAACAUCUCAUAACAUCAUGUACAUGUAGUUUCAUAGCAAAAUAUGCAUAAUUUACAUCCUUUACCAUAUUGCCAUUGUCACAUCUUUAUUGGAGUUUUGUAUCAUCGUUCAAUGAAUGAUGUUUUAUUUUUAAUAAAAUAUAAUACAAAAAUA